AUGAGGAGCCAGGGAUUGGUCGCGCACAAGACAUCUCGAGCAGGUGGAGCGGCGAAUCUCAAGGCUCCGUUAAAAGAGCUCUUCGUUUGCCGUUACGAGGACGUGUUCAAUGGACGUAGCCCGAUCAGUACGUGCAGGGAGAAAGGGUUCGAAGGACGGCAGGAGCUGCAGCGGUUCUGGGACGAACUUCUUCUGCAGGUGAACGACGCCUACCUGGCACAGUGCAUCGCAUCCAUCCCCGAGGAUCGCCUCAUUGGUCCUCUCAAGCCCACCAUCAACGAGAUCUUCUCUGCCUGCCUCAGAUAUUUGAGCGAUGUGAAUUUCAUCCGAGUGGCACAUGCUCUUGAAACCCUAGCCGUGUUUCUGAGGGAGAUCUUCAAGAAGCGGUUUGCAGAGCAGACCUUCACUAUAAUCACGCUCGUUGCAGGGAACGCGGACAGUGGGGAUGCCUAUUUCAAGAAGCUCAUCUGUGACGUCUCUGGCCUGCUCACAGGGGAUAACGUGCCAGUUCUCAUAAAAGCACUUGGGACAAGGCUCUUCCUCAUGCUGCUCACCGCCACAGACAACGUGAACGCCAACCCAGUCGCCUCCUACCUGCUCCUCCACCCCAUCACGGACCCCCUCCUCUCGCUCCUCACCAUCUCCCCUCCGCACCACCGCCAGCGCCUUGAAUUCGACACCUCACUCGUCCUCCUCCUCCUGCUGCUGCUGCCGCUGCUGCUGCUCUCAUGCCAAUCCCUUUCCCCCCUCCUCUUUCUCUCUCCCUCCUCUUCCCCUGCCCGCCUUCCCAGGCUCUUCCUGGUGCUUCUGACUGCAACAGACAACGUGAACGCCAACCCAGUCGCCUCCUACCUGCUCCUCCACCCCAUCACGGACCCCCUCCUCUCCCUCCUCACCCUCUCCCCUCCGCACCACCGCCAGCGCCUCGAAUUCGAUACCUCACUCGUCCUCCUCCUCCUGCUGCUCUGGCGAAGAGCUUCCGAUCCCUAUGCGGAUAGAAUCGCCUCGUCAGCCAACGCGCCCCUGGUUCCCCUGCUGCAUACGAUUCACUCGCUGCUCUCGCUUUCCCAGGAGCCGGGGCAGGGGAGUGGGGGGAUGGCGGGGGCAGGAGGGGGGGGAGGGGGAGGGGCAGGGGCAGCGGGAGGGGCAGGAGGAGGAGGAGGUGGGACGGGAGGAGGCGAAGGGGCGAUUUUAGGAGGGAUUAGCUCUUAUUUGCCUUCUAUGGGCGUAAUUUCGUCUCAAGCGUCAUCAGCUUUGUCUGUAGUGGCCUUUGCCACGUCAGCAGCCACCCAGGCACUGUACAGUUACGCUAGCACGGCUAUAGGGGGGAUAGCGAGCGGGAAAGGGCUUGGAGAACUGCCCCCUAUAACUAGUGUGAUUGUAGAGAAGUUCACGGAGAGAGGGAGCGGAGCAGGGGAGGUGGAUGGUCAGUGGGCAUAUGGGACGUGUGGGGUGCUGCUGCUGUAUUUCCUCGUCGCACUCAACCCCACUGCAAGAUCCCCUUCUCUGUGGCCGCAUGAGGGCUUCAUUGUCGGACCUGGCAAGUCUCUCUCCCUCCUGUGGGGCGACUGCCUGCGCCUGCUGCUGCUCACCUGCCGAGACGCCUUUGACCCGCACGCCCUGCAAGGGGAGGGAGGGCUACCGAGGGCAAAGGUGCUUUUCCUCUUAGCCCGUCUGCUGCUAGAGGAGCGACAUACUGCCGAGUUUCUCUUCAGAUGCGACCCUGCCACCUUCCUCAUGCACUCCCUCGAGCCUCCCAGCCCCUCAUCACCUGCCAUGUCCCCUCGUUCCCCGCGCACGCCAUCCCACCCACGCUCCUCCAUGUCCCACGCAUUCUUCAACAUGGGAGUGGCAGUCCUCUCCCUCCCCCUUCCCCCCACGCCGACACCUGCCCAACCCUCCUUCAACACACUCCCUCCCUCCGUCUCCCACACCUCCAACCCCCCCACCUCCGCCUCCUCCUCUUCCUCCUCCUCUCACCCCUCCUCCUCCUCCUCCCACUCCUCGCUCUCCUCCACUCCCUCCUCCUCCUCGCAACCCCCUCUCUCAAUGGACCCAGACGCGCUGGUGAGGGCAGCGGUGGUGGUGUCUCUGGUGCUCAACUUCGCGCGCGCCAAGGGGGUGGCGCUGAGCACGGCAACAGUGGACUGGUUGGGCCUCUGGCGGUCGCUCAUUCGGAUAUGCGACUGGUGCCGCGCGGAAAGCAACUUCCAGCGCCCAGGGGUGCCAGAGGUGGCAGAAAUCUCACUGGGCCUUUUAGAGGCAUGUGUGGGAGCAGGAGCAGACCUGGUGGGCGGGUCAGGGAUUCACUCUGGAGGGAGCAGCGUGGGAGCGGGCGGGUGUGACGAUCUGGAGAUGCUUCACGCGCUGCUGCUGGCGCACAUGGGGGUGUUUGAGGGGCUUCAGGCGACGGCUGAGAGAAUCACUUUUGGGGCGGCAGCUAAAGUGUCCAUCACUGGAGGGAUCACUCUGGUGAAUAUCAAGGAGUUAAGAGAUCACUACGAGGUGCAGGCAGCAGGCAUGGGCAUGCGGCUGGGCAGCAUAACAGAGGAGCAAGCGCUAACAGUGAUCCGCAAGAAGGGCAUGAGUGGACUGAAGGCGAAGCCACGUCAUGUGGGCCCCACACACAUGUACUCAGAGGGCACGGCGGAGCUCCGGAUUCUCACUGCUGCCACCCGGCUUCUGGUGGUACACCACCGGAGAAAUUUCUGGUCGUUGUUGCCGAAGCUAGAGCUGGAAAACUAUUGA
Molecule: messenger RNA, 2748 nt
Organism: Closterium sp. Naga37s-1
Lineage: Eukaryota; Viridiplantae; Streptophyta; Zygnematophyceae; Desmidiales; Closteriaceae
Source: the annotation of a GenBank genome assembly